This is a messenger RNA of Nematocida minor, 540 nucleotides long. RefSeq lists its product as uncharacterized. The record is from RefSeq and is a predicted model, not a curated record. NCBI's taxonomy places the organism in Eukaryota, Fungi, Microsporidia. The transcript has a single exon. Bases 1 to 540 code for a protein of 179 amino acids.
AUGGAGUGGGAAGAAGCAGUCAGAAGAAUCACUGAAAAAGCAAACGAGAUAGAAAGCGCUCUAUCGCACAGCACCCGGGUGGAAACACUGGACGGACUGCUCUCAGACCUUCAUAGAGAAAUGCAAAUGUACAAAGCCACAAUCCUCAGAGCAGCAAACGGAGCCAGCGUCUUCGCACAGCUUGAAACCAGAAUGCGCGCUCUGAACAGAAGAGUAAACAUCAUAAAAAUGUCGUACGAGUCAGAAGAUGCAAAAACAAAACUCAGAGAGCACAGACAGGACUGCCAUCUCACACGAAACACAGAGAAGCUCAACCAGUACAUCAAAAUAGCAUCGCACUCAAUCAGCUCGAUAGAGAAGCAAAGAAACAUUCUGAAAGGAAGCAGACAGAAGCUGGAAGAUGGGCUGGAAUACCUUGGGCUCUCUGACCGCGUGAUAGAUCAAAUAUCGAACAGAUACCUCACAGACUACCGCAUAUUCAAGGCGCUCACUGCUAUCUUUAUUCUGCUCUUCAUAUAUAUUUUUAUUCUCCGCAGAUAG